AUGAAGGCUGAUGACCUCGUCGAUCCAACAUCGCCACAGCCGGAAAAGCGAUUGGAAUCUGUUGCCCGUGUACAGGAUCCCGUCAACACUGCGCCAUUACCCCAGCUUGUUGAGCAAGACCAUCUCGACGACGCUGACGACCUCGACGACAGUAGUGACGGCUCUGAUGAUGAGGACGAUAGUGAACUCGCGGUAUCUGCUCUGACUGACGAAUUGGAACGCGCAGAGUUCGAGCCAUACACCGAUGAUGAGGGAAAGGAGAUCCGCGAAAGACUACGUCGACUUGGACCCAACAAGUUCGUGGAGCAGACCAUCACUCUCGGUGCCGUUAGCAUAAGGAAGCUUGUCACAGCGUUCGGCGUGAGGCCUGAUCUACCCUAUUCCACCAACUGGUACUACCAAAUCCUCGGUCGAUGCAUCCAGCGUGAGCUCACCAGACGCCAAAAGCUCACCGAGUACAACACAAUCGAUGAUGCUGUAUCGCUGCUCCAAAAGUCCAAGAAUAUUUUGGUCAUCACUGGAGCCGGCAUCUCGACGAGUCUUGGAAUUCCGGAUUUCAGAUCGAGAAAUACUGGCUUCUACUCACAGCUUCUCGCUCGCGGUUUCGAGAGCCCUGAAGAUGUUUUCGACAUUAUCAACUUUGACAGCGAUCCAACGCUGCUCCAAGACAAGCAGAAGCUGCUUACAAACUACACCCAGAACAUUGACAACAUUGAAGCCUAUGCGGGCAUCGAUCCAGAGAGACUGAUCCAAUGCCACGGCUCAUGGGCAACUGCAAGCUGCCGCAAAUGCCACACGGAGGUCCAGGGCGAUGUCAUCUUCGAGGACAAGCAACCUCGAAAGCGCAAGCGCACAUCCAACGGAAAGUCAAAAUCGAGAUCGAGCCAUUCUGAUUCUGAAGAUGAUGGACGCUACGACGUCCCUCAGCCUGGUGUGAUGAAGCUUCCCAGUCGCUUCUUCGACAGACUCACUGAGCACGACGCCGCCAUAGUCGAUCUGAUCAUCGUCAUCGGCACAUCCAUGAAGAAGGUGCCACAAAUCUACAUCUCACGCGAACCAGCCGACCACAUCAACUUUGACAUCACACUUCUCGGCUACUGCGAUGAUGUGGUGGCCGAGUUGGCCAGACGUGCAGGCUGGACCAUUGAUCAUGCAAAAGUCACCGAAGCACCUCUGACAGCAGCGCCUGGAUCCAAGACUGGACAAUGGAUGAUUGCACCAUCGAGUAAUGACGCCUGA
Molecule: messenger RNA, 1239 nt
Organism: Aureobasidium vineae
Lineage: Eukaryota; Fungi; Ascomycota; Dothideomycetes; Dothideales; Saccotheciaceae
Source: the annotation of a GenBank genome assembly